This is a messenger RNA of Pelobates cultripes (western spadefoot toad), 13630 nucleotides long. The record is from the annotation of a GenBank genome assembly. NCBI's taxonomy places the organism in Eukaryota, Metazoa, Chordata, Amphibia, Anura, Pelobatidae.
AUGAGGACCAAGAAUUGGGACCGGAUGACCGAGAGGAUUUUGGAUCUCACUCUGGAGAUCAUCCACCUGCUGACUGGAGAGGUGAGGGAUUCUGGGUAAUGUCAUUCUGGAGAUCAUCUACCUGCUGACUGGAGAGGUGAGGGAUUCUGGGUAAUGUCACCAUGGAGAUCAUCUACCUGCUGACUGGAGAGGUGAGGGAUUCUGGGUAAUGUCAUUAUGGAGAUCAUCUACCUGCUGACUGGAGAGGUGAGGGAUUCUGGGUAAUGUCAGUAUGGAGAUCAUCUACCUGCUGGCUGGAGAGGUGAGGGAUUCUGGGUAAUGUCAGUAUGGAGAUCAUCUACCUGCUGACUGGAGAGGUGAGGGAUUCUGGGUAAUGUCAGUGUGGAGAUCAUCUACCUGCUGGCCGGAGAGGUGAGGGAUUCUGGGUAAUGUCAUUAUGGAGAUCAUCUACCUGCUGCUGGAGAGGUGAGGGAUUCUGGGUAAUGUCAUUAUGGAGAUCAUCUACCUGCUGGCUGGAGAGGUGAGGGAUUCUGGGUAAUGUCACCAUGGAGAUCAUCUACCUGCUGGCUGGAGAGGUGAGGGAUUCUGGGUAAUGUCAUUAUGGAGAUCAUCUACCUGCUGACUGGAGAGGUGAGGGAUUCUGGGUAAUGUCAUUAUGGAGAUCAUCUACCCGCUGACUGGAGAGGUGAGGGAUUCUGGGUAAUGUCAUUAUGGAGAUCAUCUACCCGCUGACUGGAGAGGUGAGGGAUUCUGGGUAAUGUCAUUAUGGAGAUCAUCUACCCGCUGACUGGAGAGGUGAGGGAUUCUGGGUAAUGUCAGUAUGGAGAUCAUCUACCUGCUGGCUGGAGAGGUGAGGGAUUCUGGGUAAUGUCAGUAUGGAGAUCAUUUACCUGCUGCUGGAGAGGUGAGGGAUUCUGGGUAAUGUCAGUAUGGAGAUCAUCUACCUGCUGACUGGAGAGGUGAGGGAUUCUGGGUAAUGUCAUUAUGGAGAUCAUCUACCUGCUGACUGGAGAGGUGAGGGAUUCUGGGUAAUGUCAGCAUGGAGAUCAUCUACCUGCUGACUGGAGAGGUGAGGGAUUCUGGGUAAUGUCAGUAUGGAGAUCAUCUACCUGCUGACUGGGGAGGUGAGGGAUUCUGGGUAAUGUUACCAUGCAGAUCAUCUACCUGCUGACUGGAGAGGUGAGGGAUUCUGGGUAAUGUCAUUAUGGAGAUCAUCUACCUGCUGGCGGAGAAGUGAGGGAUUCUGGGUAAUGUCACCAUGGAGAUCAUCUACCUGCUGGCUGGAGAGGUGAGGGAUUCUGGGUAAUGUCAUUAUGGAGAUCAUCUACCUGCUGGCUGGAGAGGUGAGGGAUUCUGGGUAAUGUCAUUAUGGAGAUCAUCUACCAGCUGACUGGAGAGGUGAGGGAUUCUGGGUAAUGUCAUUAUGGAGAUCAUCUACCUGCUGGCUGGGGAGGUGAGGGAUUCUGGGUAAUGUCAGUAAGGAGAUCAUCUACCUGCUGACUGGAGAGGUGAGGGAUUCUGGGUAAUGUCAUUAUGGAGAUCAUCUACCUGCUGACUGGAGAGGUGAGGGAUUCUGGGUAAUGUCACCAUGGAGAUCAUCUACCCGCUGGCUGGAGAGGUGAGGGAUUCUGGGUAAUGUCAUUAUGGAGAUCAUCUACCUGCUGAAGGCAAAGGAGAGGUGAGGGCACGUCACCAUGGAGAUCAUCUACCCGUUGACCGGAGAGGUGAGGGAUUCCGGGUGCGCACGCGUCAGUAUGGAGAUCAUCCACCCGCUGGCCGAGAAAGUGAGAGGGAUUCCUGGGUAAUGUCAGGCAUGGAGAUCAUCUACCCAAGCUGGCUGAGAGGCGAGUGGACCCUGGGUAAUGUCAUUAUGGAGAUCAUCUACCUGCUGACUGGUGAGGUGAGGGAUUCUGGGUAAUGUCAUUAUGGAGAUCAUCUACCUGCUGACUGGAGAGGUGAGGGAUUCUGGGUAAUGUCAUUAUGGAGAUCAUCUACCUGCUGACUGGAGAGGUGAGGGAUUCUGGGUAAUGUCACCAUGGAGAUCAUCUACCCGCUGGCUGGAGAGGUGAGGGAUUCUGGGUAAUGUCAUUAUGGAGAUCAUCUACCUGCUGGCUGGAGAGGUGAGGGAUUCUGGGUAAUGUCAGUAUGGAGAUCAUCUACCUGCUGGCUGGAGAGGUGAGGGAUUCUGGGUGAUGUCAUUAUGGAGAUCAUCUACCUGCUGACUGGAGAGGUGAGGGAUUCUGGGUAAUGUCAGUAUGGAGAUCAUCUACCUGCUGGCUGGAGAGGUGAGGGAUUCUGGGUAAUGUCAUAUGGAGAUCAUCUACCUGCUGACUGGAGAGGUGAGGGAUUCUGGGUAAUGUCACUAUGGAGAUCAUCUACCUGCUGACUGGAGAGGUGAGGGAUUCUGGGUAAUGUCAGUAUGGAGAUCAUCUACCUGCUGACUGAUUUUAUUUUAGUGUUUUUGGGGGUUUUUUGUUUUUCAGUUUCUUCUGUUCUAUUAGGAUUGGCUACAAAUGUAACUUUGAUAGUUUAUGGCACAAACCUUUCCAUAAUGAACAAUCUAGCACUUAUUCAAGUGAAUGGAAGCUGCCAGCUAGCAUGUAUUAGAAACGAGUGACCAUGCAUGCGUGUCAUCAUCCAGUGUGUGUAAUUGGAAUAGUCCAGCCAGAGCCACCCCUGUUUUGGAGUGUAUAAGAUAACUCCAGCUACCUUUUUGGGGUGUAUUUAGUGGGGUUUGAGACUAAUCACCCUAACCCCCAUAUCACAGUAUAUUUAGUGAAUUUGGGACUGGGCAUCUUAUAACCCAACUCAGUAACCACUAUAGCACUGUCGUGUUUAUGGUGCCAGGAUUAACCUCCAUUGCCCCAGCAGUGUAGGUAUUCAAACUGUUUACUAACAGUCUGACAACUUACCUGAUAUCUGACGGGUGCUGGUCACCUCCUUAAUUUGAGGAGAGCUUAUGGAACCAAGUAGGAGCUUCUGGCUCUCAAUAAAGUCCUGCUGUGCAGAACCAAGCCUGGCUGCAUCCAUUGGACCCCAGGUAAGUUGUCAAACUAUGUAAAACAGGAGGUAGGUGCAGCGCCUAGAUAGUCCUUAUGGGUGUUUAUGCAACAAGAAGAAGAAAAACCAGAAGGAACUUAUGGUGUAGUAUAUAAAAACUAUAUUGAGAGUAUAGAUAAAGUAAAAAUGUGCAAUCAAACUUUUUUAUAGCUUAAAUGCAGUUCCACCUUUUGCGCCUGGACGGAAUAAUCCCCACCUAAGGACAUAGUAUAGUGCUGAUUCUUCGUAUAGUUGUAGUAGUAGAAGGUAUCCUUAUAGAAAUAACACAGAUACAAAUCAUAAUAUAGUCUAGUAUAUUGAGCUAUGGAGCAGGGGUAGAUAUAUAUAUAUAUAUAUAUAUAUAUAUAUAUAUAUAUAUAUAUAUAUAUAUAUAUAUAUAUAUAUAUAUAUAUAUAUAUAUAUAUAUAUAUAUAUAUAUAUAUAUAUAUAUAUAUAUAUAUAUAUAUAUUGCACUCACAUGAAAUGGAGCCCCAGAUUUAGAUCUAGAAAUAGCGUGUGAAGUGGUAUAGGUGUAGUAGGUCUUUCUGUGGGUAUAAAUAUAAAAAUAAACAAAUAAAACCACAAUAGUGUGCACUGUAAAUAUGGAGUGUAAAGCACAAUAAAAACAUAAAACACCUACUUACAUGCCUUAGAGCAAAGUACGGUUUGCUCAAUCCAGUACGCUUAGGUGGUAUUAUCCCCACCAACGAUGUGUAGCCCAGGAGUUCAGCAGCAGGAAAACAGGUUCAAUAAAAAAGUAUUUUUAUUUAAAAAAACUAUAAAACAGUAACAAGAUAAAAAAUAAUAGAUAAAACAGUAUGAAUGAAUUAACAGGUUUCACCUAAGAAUUGGCUUUCUUAAAAGUGUUUGUUGGCAAACUGUUAGUUACAUGGAGGAAUGCCAGGGCACACUCCAGCAUACUGUAGUGGUUAUUGUGAUUGAAGUGUUCCUUUGAUAUAAAUUAUUUUAGUGGGUUAGGCACUGGUCAUCCUAUUAAACAACUAUUUGUUCCCUUUCUCAUAAAUUUGGGGAUGACAAAGGGAAAGGGUGGGCCUCAGUGACUCCCGCUGUCUGGUAUAUAGACCUGAUCCACAAACUGUUAGUUACAUGGAGGAACAUGUCUGGUAUAUAGACCUGAUCCACAAACUGUUAGUUACAUGGAGGAACAUGUCUGGUAUAUAGACCUGAUCCACACACUGUUAGUUACAUGGAAGAACAUGUCUGGUAUAUAGACCUGAUCCACAAACUGUUAGUCUUAUGAGGAACAUGUCUGGUAUAUAGACCUGAUCCACAAACUGUUAGUUACAUGGAGGAACAUGUCUGGUAUAUAGACCUGAUUCACAAACUGUUAGUUACAUGGAGGAACAUGUCUGGUAUAUAGACCUGAUCCACAAACCGUUAGUUACAUGGAGGAACAUGUCUGGUAUAUAGACCUGAUCCACAAACUGUUAGUUACAUGGAGGAACAUGUCUGGUAUAUAGACCUGAUCCACACACUGUUAGUUACAUGGAGGAACAUGUCUGGUAUGUAGACCUGAUUCACAAACUGUUAGUUACAUGGAAGAACAUGUCUGGUAUAUAGACCUGAUCCACAAACUGUUAGUCUUAUGAGGAACAUGUCUGGUAUAUAGACCUGAUCCACAAACUGUUAGUUACAUGGAGGAACAUGUCUGGUAUAUAGACCUGAUUCACAAACUGUUAGUUACAUGGAGGAACAUGUCUGGUAUAUAGACCUGAUCCACAAACUGUUAGUUACAUGGAGGAACAUGUCUGGUAUAUAGGCCCGAUCCACAAACUGUUAGUCUUAUGAGGAACAUGUCUGGUAUAUAGACCUGAUUCACAAACUGUUAGUCUUAUGAGGAACAUGUCUGGUAUAUAGACCUGAUCCACAAACUGUAGAAUGACUGAUGGACGAUAGACAAGUACACCAUCCCAGUGAAGUGGGGUCUUAAAUAUAGUUUCUGUGUGUUUUUGGGGGUGGAGACAGAGAUGAUAGAUCUGUCUGUAAAGUCUGACUGACAGUUCACUAUAUAGGCGAGAGGACAUUAAUGUUGGUUGUUUUGAACAGAAAGUAAUACAAGAAGUUAUGUUUGGUAUCUAGUGCUUAUUGAGUUUAAAUAAGAUUUGAAAAUAAUUUAACAUAAUCCGCAUUGUACAUUUACUUUCUAUAGUAUUAUCCAAUGCUACAACAAAUCCUUUAGUGGCAGAGACACGUAAUACAGAAGUAGAUUUUGUGAUGCACAAUGAUGUGAUUUGUUAGAUAGAAGGGUCCAUUGAAUGAAUGUUCUCUGGUCCCAAGUGCAGAAUGUAUCCUUUAACGGUUUCACUUUUCUUAAUGGGAUUGUACCAAUGUCUUUGUCAAUAUCUAGAAUUAUACAAUAGCGAGGAAGCCUGGGGAGCGUUUGACAUUUGGCCACAGCCCUUGUUUGCCAGGAAUUCUCUGCAAGUCCCAAAGCCCCAGCACAGUACCUCCACAUCACACGAUACAUGAGAAAAACAAUGACCAGAAGAUCCUGGAACUGACCAAUCAGAUCAUCCACCUGCUGACUGGAGAGGUGAGGCUGCUGAGAAUGGGACAUCAUAGAGUAAAACCAAGGGAUGUGUCUGGAUGGUGACUGUAUCAUUGUGUUUGUCAGGUUCCUAUAAGGUGUGAGGAUGUCACUGUCUAUUUCUCCAUGGAGGAGUGGGAGUAUCUGGAAGGACACAAGAAUCUCUACAAGGAUGUGAUGAUGGAGACCCACAAGACCUUCAGCUCAAUGGGUAGGAACUAUUUUACAAUGCAGUGUUCAUGGCAUAUAUGUAGCAGAUGUCAUCAAAUGUGUAAACAAGACACUAGCGCUCAUUACAAACUUCAGGGAAUUAAAAUAAAACAAAAAACAAUAUAAAUUUAUAUAUACCACCAUAUUGUUUACAUGGGCCUAAUUAGGAACUUCUCCAUUCCGAACAUUGCUGCAUAAAUAGGGUUUGUAACCUAACUCACUGAAGAAACUGUUAACCUUAUAUCCAUUCAUAAAACUUAUGUAGAUGGCACUGUAUUCCAGGAACUGGUGGCAGGCUCAGGUGAAAUGCCGCUGCUUAAGAUACAAGAUUCUUUUUGAUUAUUAUGUAAACAGUAUUGUACAUUUAGGACUAAAUCAGGACUCCUCUUGAUGAAAGUUCAUAGUAAAAGAGAUUCCAUCAAUAAUAUAAACACGAUGAGGGACAUUAUGGCUUUGAAACUUUGCUUUGUUGCUAAAUAACAAUUUCCCCCGCCCCCAGAAAUACUGUUACAUGUUACGUAAUAGAUUGAUGACAUUUUGACAGUCAAGCAAUCUAUUGUUUGAUGUUUAAUAGCCUAUAGCCACAAUAUCACCACAAAUCACAUGAGACUGAAUGCUCAUCUAACCACAGACAAACUUUUCAUUAACAAGCAGUACUUCCCCGUUAGCCCUUUCACUGAAGGCUGGGAGUACCGACUGUGCCUGAGAGACCCAGGUAAGUGUCAAGCCGUACUGAAACAGUUUGACUCUCUGCCAUGGGACUGCGCCAGGAGACUGCUGUCAUUUGUGUUGAGAAUCUUCAGCUAAUAUCCAGCUUUUAUUCUAGUAAAUGGCAUAGCCCCUGAAUUUGGACAAGUUUUAAAAUGACUGGAUUUCAGAUCACCUUAUCUAAAUAUAAUACACUUUCACCAAGAAAAGUUCCCCUCUAAGUCGAUGGAAUCCCAUGUUAAAUACAUGAAAAUACAAAUGAUCAAACAAAUAACUUUAAUCUACUAUUUGAAGACAAGUUAUCUUUUAAUUUCCUGUACAGACUAGCAGGACACCCGUUACAGAUUUUCUAAUAUUAUUCUUGUAUUAAUAUUACUAUAUUUAUAUAGCGCGAACAAUUUCCGUAGUGCUUUACAGUGGGUAAACUAACAAAUGUAAUUGUAACUAGACAAGUUGGACACACAGUAACAGAGGGAUUGAGGGCCUGCUCAGUGAGUUUACAUGUUAGAGGGAGUGGGGUAUAGUGACACAGUAACAGAGGGAUUGAGGCCCUGCUCAGUGAGUUUACAUGUUAGAGGGAGUGGGGUAUAGUGACACAGUAACAGAGGGAUUGAGGGCCCCUGCUCAGUGAGCUUACAUGUUAGAGGGAGUGGGGUAUAGUGACACAGUAACAGAGGGAUUGAGGGCCCUGCUCAGUGAGUUUACAUGUUAGAGGGAGUGGGGUAUAGUGACACAGUAACAGAGGGAUUGAGGUCCUGCUCAGUGAGUUUACAUGUUAGAGGGAGUGGGGUAUAGUGACACAGUAACAGAGGGAUUGAGGGUCCUGCUCAGUGAGUUUACAUGUUAGAGGGAGUGGGGUAUAGUGACAGUAACAGAGGGAUUGAGGGCCUGCUCAGUGAGUUUACAUGUUAGAGGGAGUGGGGUAUAGUGACACAGUAACAGAGGGAUUGAGGGCCUGCUCAGGAGUAUACAUGUUAGAGGGAGUAGGGUAAAGUGACACAAAAGGUAAGGGAAGUAUUAGAGAAGCUGAUUGGUAGAAUAGUAUUCAAUGAAGACUUAGUGUGGGGUUUUGGAGUCAUUAACAGUUUAAUUGAUACGCGUUUGUGAAAAAAUGCGUUUUUAAUGAUUGUUUGAAGGAGUGGAGAGUGGGUGAGCAUCUUCUGGAAAGGAAGUUCCAUAGGAACGGUGCAGCCCUAGAUAAGUCUUGAAGUCGAACAUCAGAGGUGGAAUUAUGAACAGAGGAUAGACGCGGGUCUUCGGCAGAGUGUAAGGGCCUAGACGAGACAUACUUCUGUAUUAGGGAGGAUAGAUAGGUGGGAGUAACGUUAUGUAGAUAUUUGAAAGCAAGAACCAGAAUUUUAUAUUGAACCCUAUAGCUUACGAGAAGCCAAUGCAGGAACUGACAGAGGGGUGAGGUGUGGGAGGUAAAUGAUGCUUAUAAAAUCUAGACCAUAAUUAUAUGAAAAAUUCAUGGAAGAUCCCUUUUAGGCCUCGAUUUAAUAUGUUGGAUAAACUUUUAAAAUGAUAUCAUAAUUCUACAAAAUGAAAAUACAAUAUAAUUUUGUAAUAUUAUAAUUGUUGAUAUAUAUAUUUUUUUUAUAUGAUGUAUUUUUUGAUAUUUUAAUACUUUGAAAAAAUCAUUUUAAACGUUUAUCAAAAAAAAUGUACCGGUUAGUUUCUCUAAUAGUACUGAUUUGUUGAACUGUUUUGGUCUUAUAGGGAUACUCCAGGCAGCGAAAAAAGUUAAGAUUAAAUUAAAGUUAAUAAGUUCAGAAUACCUCUGGUUAGUUUCUCUUCUUUCAAUUCCGUGUAGUUUUCCUGCAGUGCUGUAAAAUGUUUUGCUGUUUUCAGCAGUGUAACCCCGCCUCUUUAGCCACCCCCCUCUCACAUUUCAACAUGUUCCUGAUUCCCAGUCUCUAAAAGAAACAUACCUUUUGCAGCCAAUAAGAAUAGAGGCGUGUCUUAUCUAGUGUAAGGAAUACUCACAGCACAGACUGCACUGCAACUACAGCCCAUAUGUGCUCCUCUCCCUCCCCCCCCGUAAUACAAGUAAUAAAUUCCCCUGUAGUCCCUGCCAGCCAACCUCAUUACCCUGUGUUAACUCCUUCCCUGCCAGCCAACCUCACUACCCUGUGUUAACCCCUUCCCUGCCAGCCAACCUCACUGUGGCAAACCUAGCCACUCGGACUAUAACUGGACACUGUGCCUUUAAGGGUUGCCUAUAGGUCUGGAGAGAGAUGCAUUGUACCUGUAUGUGCCUGCUUCAUGUAUUCCCUGCAUUGCCUGUACCUAUCUGUUCCGCCGAAUGCAAAUGGCGGUUUGUAUGGGGAUUCCCGUUCGUUUCGCGAACGGCACUUUGGAGGGCCGUUCGUGAAACGAAUGCGAUACCCCCUAAUAGCCCACACACUUAGAGGCGUGUGGCGCUAGUUAACCGAUUGCAACAUUGUUGCAAUCGGUUAUUAGAGGCUCUCCUGGGUGGCCGUCGUUCGACUACCGACCAUGCGGCGGGCGGCCAUCUUGGAUCCCUGGUUCGUCAGCGGGUCCGUGUCGUCGAACGCAUAGCAUUCCCACAGUCAUUCGACGGCACGAACACCGUUAAGCCUCCAGGACGUUCGGGAGUUUCAGGACCAGGUUCAUUAAAGACAAUCGGUUCUUUUCAUGUGUUUUUAAAGAAAGGUGUUUUCUGUGCGGCGUUCGGUUAUUUUAGCUGGGAUCUGAGCGGCAAUCUCACGAAUGAGGCGCCCAGACCCCAGCUAUCUACCGAACGUCCAUUCGUGUAAAUCCACCGUAUAUUGUACCAACGGUGGAUUUUUGUGUGAAUUGCCGGUUCUGCUGCACGAGGGGAGAAUCCCCUUAACGGUGCAUUCUGGGAGGGUGAUCCCUCUCGUGCAGCGGUGCCUGAUGGGAGAAAUAUGCAGUACAGUAAGUCCCCCAUGUAGUCCCCUCCUGUACAACCCCUGUAAUGUCUGUUUGGAAACCCCUUGCAUGGGGAAUUGCAUAAAUACUGUGACCUGUGAUUAAAACCUCAGUUGACUCCCAGCCUAUGUGUCGUCUAGUUCUUGGGAAGGAAGGGUUACUACAGUGCUGUUUGGAUUAUUAUCUGCUGAUUCCCUGGAUUAUCCUUUGUUGUUCCUGUUACCCAGCGGAGAUAUCGUGGAUCAUACUGCCUCUCCGCUACACUCACUACCCUGUGUUAACCCCUUCCCUGCCAGCCAACCUCACUACCCUGUGUUAACUCCUUCCCUGCCAGCCAACCUCACUACCCUGUGUUAACUCCAGCCAACCUCACUACCCUGUGUUUACUCCUUCCCUGCCAGCCAACCUCACUACCCUGUGUUUACUCCUUCCCUGCCAGCCAACCUCACUACCCUGUGUUUACUCCUUCCCUGCCACCCAAUCUCCCUACAGAGUGUUAACCCCUUCCCUUCCAACCAACCUCCCUACCCAGUGUUAACCCCUUCCCUGACAACCAAUCUCCCUAACCUGUGUUAACCCCUUCCAACCAACCUCCCUACCCAGUGUUAACCCCUUCCCUACCCAGUGUUAACCCCUUCCCUGCCAGCCAACCUCACUACCCUGUGUUAACUCCUUCCCUGCCAGCCAACCUCACUACCCUGUGCCACCCAACCUCACUACCCUGUGUUAACCCCUUCCCUGCCAGCCAACCUCACUACCCUGUGUUAACUCCUUCCCUGCCAGCCAACCUCACUACCCUGUGUUAACUCCAGCCAACCUCACUACCCUGUGUUUACUCCUUCCCUGCCAGCCAACCUCACUACCCUGUGUUUACUCCUUCCCUGCCAGCCAACCUCACUACCCUGUGUUUACUCCUUCCCUGCCACCCAAUCUCCCUACAGAGUGUUAACCCCUUCCCUUCCAACCAACCUCCCUACCCAGUGUUAACCCCUUCCCUGACAACCAAUCUCCCUAACCUGUGUUAACCCCUUCCAACCAACCUCCCUACCCAGUGUUAACCCCUUCCCUACCCAGUGUUAACCCCUUCCCUGCCAGCCAACCUCACUACCCAAUUUGUCAUUACGGAUUCUCAUAGAGAAUCACUGGAGCAUGGCCAUUGGUGGACAGACAUUGUGGGCGUGUCAUUGAUUCUCAUAGAAAAUCCCUGGAGCAUGGCCAUUGGUGGACAGACAUUGUGGGCGUGUCAUUACGGAUUCUCAUAGAGAAUCUCUGGAGCAUGGCCAUUGGUGGACAGGCAUUGUGGGCGUGUCAUUACGGAUUCUCAUAGAGAAUCACUGGAGCAUGGCCAUUGGUGGACAGACAUUGUGGGCGUGUCAUUGAUUCUCAUAGAAAAUCCCUGGAGCAUGGCCAUUGGUGGACAGACAUUGUGGGCGUGUCAUUACGGAUUCUCAUAGAGAAUCUCUGGAGCAUGGCCAUUGGUGGACAGGCAUUGUGGGCGUGUCAUUACGGAUUCUCAUAGAGAAUCACUGGAGCAUGGCCAUUGGUGGACAGUCUGGCUGAAAUACAGUAAACUGAGAAAGCAAAGGGAGAUAGGACAGGAAAUCAGAUGAGGAGCAGAAAAUCUGAUCAAAGUAAAAAUGAAAACAGGUACUUCUAAAGCUCAUUUGUACAGUAUUUAGGGGGAAAAAAACAUUUAGUAACACCAGAAUAUGUAUUUUGUUUUACAUAUACAGUUCUUUUAAAUAAAAGCCAUUAUUGCACAUCCACAUGUUGUAUCCUUCUCACACCCCACUUCCCUCCGUCUCCUAAUUUCCUUCCUCCUCUAGUUCUGCCACCUAUAUCUUAUUAACCCAUUUCUUUCCUUCGAUUGAGAUAUGAUUUUCUUUUAUUAAGAUUUUCUAGUUAGGUUUUUGAUAGCUUGACACACUGGUUGUAAUUGCUAUUGGCUUCAUGGAUUAUGUUGCUCAAUUUGAUCAGUACACGUCUGUUUGUACCUUUUUUUUAAUGAAAACAAAUGAACAUUGUGAAUAUAAGUGUUGUUCAAGUUGACGGCAGGCUUUGCUUGGCUACUAUCAGCUUCCCGAAAGCUCCACUCAUGCUUUUAUAAAUUGAGCCACUGUAUGAUAGUUUGUGAUGUGGCUCCCGCUCCUUCACAAACAAAAGCAUAGUUUUAUCCAGUGGCGGCUCUGUACGGUUGUGGGCUUAUAUCUCAGCGACAGUACAGGGACACAUUGACAAGGAACCUCUAAACAAUAUACCGGUAAUAUAUGAAAGUGGCAUAAGUUGUUUUAGUGCAUUGGGCAUUCUUGCAAAGAGAACAUUCUAACCAUAUGUCUCUUUCCAGUAGAUGGAUUCAUAAAGAGAAAUCCAACAGAUGGACUUCACGCCUCUAUAUUGUCACCAGAUUAUUUAAACAAACACGUCAACAUUAAACAGAAAAGAAAAUGCUGCAGGCUAAAAAAAACAAAAAAGAGACAAAGCAAAUCUUUGAGACAGGAAACUGCACCUUCUGGGCAAGGACUUUUCCAACAAGCAGACAUUUACACACAUGUACAGACGCAAUAUCAAUCUACUCGUAUUCAGGAGGCAUCAUCCUCACAUGAAGAAGGAAAGUUCACAGAUAUUGACAUUCAUAUACCCACAGAGCAUACAGAGACAAAAUCUCCAUCUACUCAAGCCGUACAACAAGAAGAAAAUCGCACAGACACUGACAUCUAUACACCUACGGAAUUUACAAAGACAGCUUGCACAUCUACUGAUAUCAAGGUGGAAGAAGGGACUCUUACAGAAACAGGCAUUGGUAUUACUUCCAAAUAUAUACUAACAGAAUAUACAUCUGGUCAUAUGAAGGACGAGCCAGCCUCAUGCGAGGAGGAAAAUCUCUCCGACAUGGGUCAUAGUACACCAACAGAGCACACACAGACAGACAGUCCAUCUACUCAUAUUAAGGAGGAAUCUGCCUCAUAUGAAGAAGGAAAUCUAACAGACACUGACAUUUAUACACCUAUGGAACAGACACAGACAGAAUAUGCAUCUAGACAAAUUAAGGAGGAAUCAGGAACUCUCACAGACCUUUUUAAUCCAAUGGAAUAUACUCCUACUCAUUUGUCUUAUCCGGCAACACUUGUAGAUGCACACUGGGAAUUCUUUGGUUCUGACAAUGAUUUCAAUAAUUGCUUAGAUUUUCCAGCAGAAAAAACAUUUUCUUGCUCAGAAUGUGGCAAGUGUUUCACGCAGGAGUCAUAUCUCCUCGUACAUCAGAGGACCCACACGGGAGAGAAACCAUUUUCGUGUUCUGUGUGUGGGAAGUGUUUUAUUCGGAGAGCAUAUCUUAAUACACAUAUGAUAAUUCACACAGGAGAUAAACCAUUUUCAUGUUCUGAAUGUAAAAAAUGUUUCAAUAGAAAAUCAACUCUAGAUAGACAUCAGAGGAUUCACACUGGAACAAAGCCUUUCUCUUGUUCCGAAUGUGGGAAAUGCUUCAAUCAGAGAUCAACUCUUGUUACCCAUUGGAGGAUUCACACAGGGGAAAAACCAUUUACUUGUUCCCAUUGUAAGAAAUCUUUCAGUGAUGCUUCAGGCGUUUUUAGGCACAACUUGAUUCAUGCAAAUGAAAAAACAUUUUCUUGUUCUGAAUGUGGGAAGUCUUUUAGUCUGAAGUCUGCACUUAAAGCACACCAGAAGCUUCACGCAGCAGAGAAGCCAUAUUCUUGUUCUGAAUGUGGGAAAGGUUUUAGUCAGAAGUCACAUCUUAUAAUACAUCAUAGAAUUCACACGGGAGAGAAAAUAUUUUCUUGUUGCGAGUGUGGGAAAGGUUUUAGUCAGAAAUCACAUCUUCUUAAUCAUCAGAGGACUCAUACGGGAGAAAAAACAUUUUCAUGCUCUGAAUGUAAUAAGUGUUUCACUCAUGAGUCAGGUCUCAAUACACACCAGAGGCUUCAUACAGGAGAAAAGGCAUUUGGUUGUUCUGAAUGUGGCAAGAGCUUCAUUCAAAAGUCCCAUCUUAUUGUUCAUCAGAGGAUCCAUACAGGAGAAAAGCUGUUUUCCUGUUCGGAGUGUGAGAAAUGCUUCAGCCAGAAGUCACAUCUUGUUGUCCAUCGGAGGAUUCACACUGGAGAGAAACCAUUUUCAUGUUUUAAGUGUGAAAAGAAUUUUGGAACUAAAGAUUGUUUGAACAGACAUCUAAAAAAUCACACAUGUGAGACAUGA